Molecule: messenger RNA, 2490 nt
Organism: Penicillium diatomitis
Lineage: Eukaryota; Fungi; Ascomycota; Eurotiomycetes; Eurotiales; Aspergillaceae
Gene: vp16
Product: tethering complex subunit VPS16
Exons: 7
Coding region: 1-2490 (829 amino acids)
Biological process (GO): vacuole fusion, non-autophagic; intracellular protein transport; endosomal transport
Cellular component (GO): HOPS complex; lysosomal membrane; cytoplasm
Molecular function (GO): actin binding
Source: RefSeq, a predicted model, not a curated record
AUGGCUCCUUCUAAUCCUCUAGCCAAUUGGGAAAAGGUUGAUGAUAGCUUUUACCGCAAGGUUCCCAUUUACGACGCUGUCUUCGACGAGGAUACUGAAUUAGAGAACUACAUUGUUGUGGGCGCCCCCUACGGCGGUGCUAUAGCGUUAUACAGGGAUGAUGGCAAGCCAUUUCAAUUAAGAGAUAGCCAAGCUUCCCGAUCUUGUAUCGACAUCUAUUCCUGUUCCGGAAAGCGGAUCAACCGCAUUAAUUGGGAGCAAGCAACGAUAAGAGGGCUCGGCUGGUCCGACAAAGAAGAGCUUCUGGUGGUGGCCGAGGACGGCACAGUUCGCCGUUACUUCGGCUUAGAUGGCGAAUUCACGUCCUUCUCCUUGGGAAAUGGUGCGGAGGAAUAUGGCGUGAGAGAGUGUCGGUUUUGGUCAACGGGUCUCGUCGCCCUUUUAUCAAACAACCAACUGGUUGCCGUUUCCAAAUACGAUGAACCACGACCGAGAGCUUUAGCACCGUGUCCUGAGGGGGAGGUCUUCUCCUGGUCCUUGAUACCUCCGGCCCACACGCUCUCGAGAUCUGUUGAGGUGCUGCUCGCUGUAGACAAGACCGUCUACUCUGUCGACUCAACCGAAGCCGAGGACCGCAUCCUGCAGGACGGACCCUUCAAGAAUCUUGCCGUGUCCCCUAGUGGUCGAUUCGUCGCGCUUUUUACUGCUGAGGGCAAGCUAUGGGUUGUCAACAGUGACUUCUCAAAUAAGCUUAGCGAGUACGACUCCAAGUCUCGAGUAGCGCCCAGCAGCGUGAGUUGGUGUGGUGAUGAUGCCGUUGUUCUUGCAUGGGAGGAUGAGGUCCAUCUGGUCGGGCCUAAUGGCGCAGCAUCCAAGUACUAUUACGAUGGUCGGGUGCACAUCAUACCUGAAUUUGACGGUGUGCGUCUUUUGACCAAUGAAACUUGCGAGUUUCUCCACAAAGUUGCGGAUGUCACACAAGAAAUAUUCAGACUGGGGUCUGCUUCGCCCGCUUCAAUUCUACUCGACUCAGUCGAGCAACUGGAAAAGAAAUCCCCCAAAGCAGACGAGAACAUCCAGCGUAUCCGUCCUAGUCUACCCUCUGCGGUGGAUGCAUGCAUCAGAGCCGCCGGACACGAGUUCGAUUCCUAUUGGCAAAAGCGACUUCUAAAAGCUGCUUCGUUUGGAAAAUCAGUCCUACAGCUCUACAACAGCGACGAAUUUGUUGAAAUGACUGAGAAACUCCGGGUUCUUAGUGCAAUUCGAGACUAUCAUAUCGGCCUUCCAUUGUCCUAUGAACAAUAUCUCCGUCUGACUCCAGAGGGCCUCAUCGACAGGCUGAUCAAUCGCCAUGAAUAUCUCCUUGCCAUUCGCGUGUCUGAAUUUUUGCAAAUACCCGCGGACCGCAUUUACGUUCAUUGGGCCAGUCAAAAAGUACGGGUGUCAACGGGAGAUGACGAUACUGUCUGUCGAAUGAUUGUUCAGAGGCUAGAAGGAAAGCCCGGGAUCUCAUUCGAGAUUAUUGCUCAGGCUGCUUAUGACGAAGGUCGCUCACAUCUUGCUACACAACUGCUGAACCAUGAACCUCGAGCAGGAAAGCAAGUCCCUCUUCUCUUGAACAUGGAGGAAGACGAGCUCGCCCUUGACAAAGCCAUCGAAAGUGGUGACGACGAUCUGGUGAACUAUGUCUUGCUUCACUUGAAAAGCAAGUUGCCGCUGGCAAGCUUCUUCAGGAUGGUCAAUACUCGGUCCGUGGCUUCGGCCCUGGUGGAGACGGCAGCACGUAUCGACGACACUGAACUGCUUAAGGAUCUUUAUUAUCAAGACGAUCGUCCAAUGGAAGGGUCCAAUGUGCUAAUGACGGAGGCCUUACGAGAAUCAGACCCGCAUCGCAGACUCGAGAAGCUCCAUCUGGCCUCGCGGCUAUUAUCGGAUUCUAAAGAUCCGGGCGUGGUGUUUCAACAUAAACUUGUUGCUGAGGCAUCACAACUUCUCAAAGUUCAAGAGUCAUUGGACAAAGACCUCGCAGACCACGAUGAGUAUUCUGGUUUGAGCCUCAACGAAACGAUCUACAGGCUGAUCCGUGCUGGCUACGGAAAACGGGCACACAAACUGCAGUCCGAAUUCAAGAUUCCCGAAAAGACGUUUUGGUGGCUGCGACUGCGAGCACUGGUAGCUAAGCGUGACUGGGGCGAAUUGGAAGAAAUGGCGAAGACCAAGAAGUCCCCCAUAGGAUGGGUGCCUUUUUACAACGAAAUCCUUGGCGCCGGAAACACUAAACUCGCCUCGCUCUUCGUGUCCAAAUGCACUCACCUUCCCGUGCCCGAUCGAAUCGAAAUGUGGGUCAAGUGUGGGAUGAUCGUCAAGGCGGGAGAGGAAGCACAUAAGAUGAAGGAUAUCCAUACACUGGAAACCCUCCGCACGAAGGCAUCCGGUUCUGCGAGUACAGAAAUUGAGCGCAUGAUCAACCAGCUCAGACCGAGGAAGUAG